AUGGCACAGGAAAUGGAACUAGACGUCCUACCAGCCACGGGGACGACAGAGAAAGACGAACGCACAGGGGAUGCUCAUGGCGUGGCAUUGGAAAAGGCAGUGUCAAUUGCGAAUGAUGGGAAGAAGAGGAGCAGAUUUCAUAUGGUGGCCAUCAUCACCGCGCUAUUUCUCCUUCUCUUCGUAGCAGCCCUCGAUGCUACAAUCGUCGCAACAGCUGCACCAACUAUUGCCCGUGACCUCCGCUCUGCAGCAGGGUACACAUGGAUAGGAGGGGCCUACCUCCUCGCCAGCGCUGCGAGCGGUCCCAUCUGGGCAAAGCUUUCAGAUAUCUGGGGCCGCAAGAUCAUAAUCCUUGCUGCACUUGUCAUCUUCUUCAUUAGCUCGGCUGUGUGCGCCUCGGCCAAGACAAUGGAAGGAUUGAUCAUCGGAAGAGCGUUUCAGGGAGUCGCGGGUGGUGGGUCGAUUUUGCUGGUCCAUGUGUGCAUCAGUGAUCUUUUUAGCUUGAGGCAGAGAAGUCUGCUCAUGGGAUUUACAGAAGGUAUUUGGGCUCUUGCGGGCGGUAUUGGUCCUGUACUUGGUGGUGUAUUUGCUAGUCUGGCUACAUGGCGGUGGUGUUUUUGGAUCAAUCUGCCUAUCUGCGGUUUCUCCGCACUUCUGGUCCUACUCUUCCUUGAUAUACAACAUGAACAUACUUCCUUUGUUGAUGGUAUCAAGGCCAUUGAUUGGGCUGGCAUAUUCACGUUCCUAGGCUUCACUUUGAUGCUGCUACUGGGUCUGGAUUUUGGCGGUGUUCUCUUCCCAUGGGACUCGGCUAAGAUCAUUGCCUUGCUGGUCGUUGGAAGUCUGAUGAUCUUUGCUUUUGUCUAUAGCGAAGCUCGUGUUGCCAAGUAUCCCCUCAUUCCAAUGGAGUUGUUCAGACGAAGGACAAAUGUUGCUGCGUUUGCAGUCGUUUUCUUCCACGGUUUCGUUUUUAUUGCUGGAGAGUACUAUAUGCCAUUGUAUUUCCAGUCAGUCCUAGAGGCUUCCCCUGUACGGUCAGGUCUCCUCUUAUUACCCUUCAUCGUCACUGGCGCAAUCAGUGGGGUAAUUUGCGGUUUCAUCAUCCACCGCACUGGCCGAUUCCGGGAGAUCUCAUGGGGAGGCACAUUGCUACUCACCCUUGGUUUCGGCCUCUUCAUCUCCUUCGAUGCAUUCACAUCCACGGUCAAGGCGGUCUGCUUCCUUAUCGUCGGCGGUCUCGGCUCAGGCGUGCUUUUCGAAGCGCCGCUCAUCGCAAUCCAAAGUCAGGUUGAGCAACAAGACGUGGCGACGGCAACGUCAACCCUGGCAUUUAUUCGAAACAUUGCAGUUUCCAUUUCGACAAUCAUCGGUGGCACGAUAUUCCAGAACUCAAUGAACAACCGCGCGCCGGCUCUGCGCGCCGCGGGCCUGCCAGAAGAUCUGCUACGCCAGCUGGAUGGCGACAGUGCCAUGGCGAAUGUGAUGCUUCCGGGCACGCUGGACAAUCCGGUCUGGGAGCUUGCAGCGAAGAAGGCUUUUGCGUACGCGAUGCAGAAUAUGUGGAUUACGUACACUUGUCUUGGGUUCUUGGGCUUUGUUGCGAGCCUCUUCGUGGAGGCGGCGCAUUUGGGAACUGACCAUGUUGAGACGGUUACCGGGCUGAGGAAAGAGAAGGAUAGGACGGAUACAGAUAGUUCGUAG
Molecule: messenger RNA, 1701 nt
Organism: Plenodomus lingam JN3
Lineage: Eukaryota; Fungi; Ascomycota; Dothideomycetes; Pleosporales; Leptosphaeriaceae
Biological process (GO): transmembrane transport
Cellular component (GO): plasma membrane
Molecular function (GO): transmembrane transporter activity
Source: RefSeq, a predicted model, not a curated record